This is a messenger RNA of Ostreobium quekettii, 2943 nucleotides long. The record is from the annotation of a GenBank genome assembly. NCBI's taxonomy places the organism in Eukaryota, Viridiplantae, Chlorophyta, Ulvophyceae, Bryopsidales, Ostreobiaceae.
AUGGUGUUCGAGGGUCGUGAUCUGAACCUCGAUCGCCAGGUUGCCAUCAAGGUCCUCCACGGGGCGUUGCUCGGAGGUGGCGACGACCGCGAAAAGGACGUGCUCGAGCGCUUCGAGAGGGAAGCAAGGCUCGCCGCGACGGUCGAUCACGGGAGCAUCGUCAAGAUCUACGACGUCGGCGAGAUCGCUGGCGUCGACGAGCCCUUCAUCGUGAUGGAGUUUUUGCGCGGUUGUUCCUUGCAGGAUUACAUCGAGAAGCACGGCUCGCUCGAUCCCCAAAAGCUCCUCCCGCUCUACCAGGAUCUUCUGGUCGGCCUCGGCUUCGCGCACGAAGCAGGCAUCGUCCACAAGGACCUCAAGCCAGACAACAUCUUCUACCGUUACCCUGGCACCAUCCGCGAGUCCUUCUGCGUGGUGGACUUUGGCAUCGCGCACAUCGGUCGAAACAACAGCCGCCGCGUGACCAAGAAUGGCGAGUUCUUUGGCACCCCCGCGUAUAUGGCGCCCGAGUACAUCACCGAGCAAAAGGUCUCGGCCGCGGUCGAUGUGUACCAGAUGGGGUUGAUCCUGCUCGAGUGUUUGACGGGCCAGCCGUUCCUGUUCCACGAGGACGCGAUGGCCAACCUGUUGAUGCACCUCAACAGGACCAAGGGGCUGCCAAAGGGGAUCGCUGGCACCAGGCUCGGCGCGAUCAUCGAGCGCGCCAUCUCGCAGGACCCUGACGUGCGUUACCAGAACGCGAUGGAGUUCGCCGAGGCGCUCUCCGAGGUCAACGUCUCUACCAUAGCAUCUGUGGGGGGCGCGCACAGCAAGGCCACUCGCCAGACGCCCCCUCCGUCGGAUGUGACAAUGCCUCCGUCAAAACCCAGGUCCACCAUACCCGGCGUCGCCGCGCUGAUGGACAUCGACACGGGACUUGGCGAUGACGAGUCCGAGGCGGCCAUGUCCUGGCAUGCCGAGGCGGAGCUCGAGGGAGACAUCGACUCGUUUGCCUUCGAAGACACGGUCGCGCAAAAGGGCCGCUCGACGAAGUUCAUCGAGCAACAGGUCGUCUCGGAUCUGAGCGAGGCUAGCGACAUCAUCGAGGAGCGUGAGGAUCUGCUCCGCCACCGCGCAGAGCGCGAAGCCGCCGCGUCUGAUGAGUUCGACAUCGAUGAGGAGUUCGACGAGGAUAUCGAGGAGAGCGACCCGCCGCCGACCGCUGAGGUCAGCGACACCUCGCGGCAACGCGCGAUGGUGCCCCGCUCGCAGACCGGGGUCAUGCACGAGGUCGACUUCUUCGAACCUGACCCUCCCUCGAAUAACAAGAAGAUCAUGGGGUUGUUGGCGGCCUUGCUGCUGAUGAUCGUGGUGGCUGGCGGCGUGGCCGUGACGCUCGCGAAUAACCAGAGCGGGGGCAAGGCGCCAGAGAACGUCGACCCAGGUUCGCUCGCGGCAAAGAGCGGCGAAACCACUCCGGCGAAAGAGACCUCGCCACCAGCGGAAACCACACCCGCCAAGGAGGCCGCCGAGAAGAAACCCGUUGUCAUCGUUCAGAUCGCGACGGUUCCCGAGGGAGCGAGCGUUUAUGAUGGCGAGACGCUGCUCGGUAAGACGCCCUAUCCGGUGGAGUUCGAGAGCGAGGAGUCCGAGGAGCGCGCGCUCCUCGUGCGCCACGAAGGCUACGAGGAUCUCGCGCUCGAUAUCUCGGCGUCGAGUUCCAUUGCAUUUUUGAUCUGCCUCGCCUGGCCGCUCGAUCUCUGGGCUCAGGAGACCGUCCAACUCACCGAGGAGCAGAUCAACCUCAACAACCGCGCCGUCGGUUUGCUCGAGGCGAAUCCUCCCAGACCCAAGGAGGCGAUCUCGCUCGUACAGGCAGCCAUGGUCACCGGCGAGAAGGGCGACCUGUUGCACCUGACGCUCGGGCGCGCUUAUCAACUCGACAAUCAGUGUGACAAGGCGGUCGAGGAGUUCGACAGAGCGCUCUCUGCGCCCGGCGUCGAGGGUUUGCCCGAGGGCUUCAUCCAAGCGCAGACCGAGACCUACCGAAAAGACCUCGGCACGAUGUGCGAUGGCGAGCUCGUGAUCGCGUGUGAGCCCGACGGGCUCGAGCUCUCGAACAAGGACCGAAAGCUCUCGUGUGGCGAACCCGCUACGUUCGCGCCCGGAACCUACGAGAUCGACGCGCGCAACCCCGAGACCGACGCCAGCGUCUCCAUUCAAGCGGUCAUCGUGGGAGCCGAGACCACCAAAACCACCAUCAAACUGGGCGGCAAGAAGAAGGACGACACCACCGUCGUCAUCGAACCUGAUCCGACCCCCUCAGUGCCCGAGAAGAACCUCUUUAUCACUGGAAACAUCGGCGUCCCCGCAGGCUAUUGCCUCGCCAGGUUGGUCCGCGAUGGCGGCACCUCGCAGGAGGCCAACGCCACGGACGCCGCCGUGUGUUAUGGCGUGCAGGCUGACAUCAUGGCGACGCGCGCCAUCUCGGAUGCGUUCGCCAUCGGCGGCAUGGCGAUGGCGCGAGGUGUCAUGGCGAACGCGCUCGGGCAGGUCGAUGAUCAGGAAUCACUCGCGCUGCGCGGUUUCGAUGUCGGCGCCGGGUUGCAAGGUUGGUUCGCCGGUCGCAAGGUUGGCCUCGAGUUUGGCACGCGCUGGCGCAUUCGCCGCGUGAUCUUUCAGGGCGAGACCCUCGAAGACACCACGGCGCCCCUGAUGGCAGGCCCCGGCUUGCUCCUCCAACUCGGCGACGUGAUCGGCGCCCUGGACGGGCUCGGCGUCAACGCGCGUUGGAUGCCUGUCGCGAACGGGCUCGACACGCUCGCGCUGGACGCGAGCAUCGCCAGAGGGCCGCUCUCGGUGUGGCUCGGUUACGAAUCCUGGCAAGGCGAUGUCGGCACCGAUGGCCUCACACACCGCGCAGAGCAGGUCAUGCUCGGCGUCGGGUAUCACUGGGGCGACUGA